AUGACCGUCACGAACCCAAUGACAACCGCCGCCGUCACCGUCGUGACCGGAUGUAACAAAGGCAUGGGUCUUGAAAUCGUCAAGCAGCUCCUGGAUCGCAAGGAGGAAAUUGGAAAGGUUUUUGGCCUUUGUCGCCGUUCUAGCCCUGCUCUAGACACCCUUGCAAGCAACAGCGACGGAAAGUUGGUUGUGCUAGAUAACAUUGACGUUUCCAAUGAUGCCGUGGUCAAGCAGCUCCAGGACUACUUUGGUCAGCAGCCCAUUGAUGUAGUCAUCCAUAACGCCGGUGCUUCGGGGCUACCCAAAAAGUUUGCUGACGAUGGAGAAUUUUUUGCGUCACAGUCAUUGGCCAACAUCACCAUGGAAAACAUGCGAUUUACGUUUGAACUCAACACUCUGGGUCCGUUGAGAGUCACGCAAGCGCUGUUGCCCAACCUGAAGAACGCAGCAGCAUCCAACCGCGGUCAUCUAACCAAGGUAAUCAUUAUUAGUUCAUCGGGCGGGUCCAUUGCAAGUGUAGAGUCCGGAGGCCUCUAUAGCUACAGGACUUCAAAGGCUGCAGUCAACAUGGUUGGAAAGAACAUCGCGGAAGAUUUGAAACCCGACGGAAUUGCUCUCGGGUUGAUCCACCCCGGAACUGUCGAUACCGGUAUGCUCAAGACGCGAACUUCGUUUCAUCGAGACGUCGAUGUAUCAGUCAAGGGAGUCCUAAAAGCUGCUGACCUUGUUACGCUCGAAAACACGGGCUCCUUUGUGGAUGCAAACUACGGUGAAGGUGUCAAGCCAUUGCCGUGGUAG
Seminavis robusta is the source of this 798-nucleotide messenger RNA. The record is from the annotation of a GenBank genome assembly. Lineage: Eukaryota; Bacillariophyta; Bacillariophyceae; Naviculales; Naviculaceae.